Molecule: messenger RNA, 8597 nt
Organism: Mercenaria mercenaria
Lineage: Eukaryota; Metazoa; Mollusca; Bivalvia; Venerida; Veneridae
Exons: 10
Coding region: 178-1920 (580 amino acids)
Source: RefSeq, a predicted model, not a curated record
CUAAGUUUCUUUUUCUUCACACUUACCUACAGUUUCAUAAAAGAAAAUAAUCAAACAGUUUAAGAAGAUUUUAUGUGGACUCAAUUUGUUAGAUAUAAAUUUAUACUAACAAAACUUUUUAUCAAUUUAAACUUCAUUUUUGCUUACUGUAAUUAUCUACAGUAUAUUAUAUGAAAAAUGGAUAAGAAGAAUUAUGUUAUUUGUUUACAAUCAGGCGUACGAGUUUGCAUACUUUGGGUGGUGAUUCUAACUCUGUGUAUUCAGAAUCAGAUAAGCAGAGUCUCAGCUUCAGUCUGCUUAAAUGGUACUAGCGUGGUUCUGAUAGACCAGGAGAAACAACUGUGUUGUGAGGGAGUAUAUAACAGAAGGGAUCAGCAUGGUCUCCAACAAGAAUGUUGCAGAAAAAUAGAUGGAAAUGGCAGUGUAGUAAAAUUACAAGUAUAUGCUCAACAGAAACAGAUUUGCUGUGAAGGGGAACUACAUGACUUACCAAAACACCACAGACGUCAUAGUCAAGAACCUGAAUGUUGUGGGACAGAUGUUAUUUUUAAUCCAGAAUCCAGCUUCUGUUGCAAUAAUCAAACUUAUCAAAAGUCAGAGCAAUUUGCUUAUUGUGAUGACAGUUAUGGCUUGGAAGUUGCUGUUGGACGUGGCCAGAUGGUCUGUAAACAAUGGACACCAAAUGGAACUUUACACAGAGUAUAUCAAUGGCAGCCAGGCUAUGAAUGUUGUGGUCUUAAUCUAUCUAACACAAACAGUCACUUUUGCUUUGGAGAUAAAAUCUGGCCAAUUGGAGCAGUUGUUUCUGAAUGUGGGGUGGAGAUAUAUGAUCAGAAUAAAUACAUCUGUUGUGAAGAUACUUCCAAGCUGAUACCAAAACCUGGUCCAGAUGAAUUCGAAGCAAAAUAUUGGGGUAUUGAAACAGACUUAGCAUGUUUGAACGGCACGGUUGUAAACAGGGACCUAGAACAGAUUGUUGAGAAUAACAAUAAGAAACAUGUGGUACCAAACAACUUUCUACCUUGUGGUGAUGGUUACUUUGACCCGGACAACAAGAGAACGCAGGUAGACUGUUGUAAUGGUGUGGUCAACCACGCAAGGCCGGGAAUGAAUGUCACAUGCUGUGGCACUGAUUUCAUUGAUACAGACUUGUACCAGUGUUGCAAUGGUGUAAAAAUUGGGGCAACAAAGUUGUGUUGUGGAAAUCAAAUCUAUGAACGAACUAGUGGCCUUGAGUGUUGUGGGACUAAGUUGAUAAACAACUCUUACCUCUGCUGUGAACCACAAUCAAGUAUAAGAAUCCCAGUCAAAAAGAAGCCGGGACACAACAGGUGUUGUGGGAAGCAGACUUUUUAUUAUGACCCAAAUGGAAAAGAUGAAUGCUGUGGAGGAAAGAUUAUUAAAUUGGAACAAAAUCAGGUCUGUGAAAAUGACCAUGUUGUUACAUUUAGUUCUGAAGACUCAGAAGAGGUGACAGAGCAGAUAAAAAACUUGCCAUCGGUUAAGCUACCAAGUGAAAAUUUGCAAAAAAGAAUCAAGAACAGUGCUUGCCCUUCCUGUAUCACGUAUUUUGAACCACCAAAGCAGUGUGUAAAAAAGUUUGAGUACACGGUGUACAUAAGGGAUAUUAGCACUAAAGGAACCAGAACCAUUAUUGAUGUUCUUUUUUUGGAACCGAACAUUCUGAGCAAAGUCAAAAUGGUCUUCCGCACAAAGGGUCAUUGCCGCUGCUUCAAAGAAGAUGAGGUAUAUCUGUUUCAGACCAACAGAAAUAUACAUGCAAAAGUGAAGUCUGGACACAUGAAGCUAAGGUUCUCUAAAAAGGACAUAUUUCAUUUAUUUAAGGGAAAGUUUCCUCAGUACAAAGUGGAUCAGAAGUGUACAAUAGACACGUCUUACAGAAAGCCUAUAGUAUCUUAAUGAUAGGUUAAGAUUUAGGAAAUUUUAGCUAGUCAGAUCCAGUAUUGUCUCAGAAUUCCAGCUUUCUGAAUGGUUGAUUUCAAUACACUUGAAAUAUCUAAUUCAAAAUGAAAUUUAAAUAUAGCACAUGCAUAUUGCAUGUAAGCUGGAUCUUACAAUCUGUGUUAUUAUUGAUGUUGAAUACAUAAUAUGAGCCGCGCCAUGGGAAAACCAACAUCCGUGCAGUCUGGGCAGGAUCCAUGCUGUUCACUAACAGUUUCUCUAAUUCCAAUAGGCUUUGGAAGUGAACAGCAUGGAUCCUGACCAGACUGCGCAGAUGCACAGGCUGGUCUAAAUCAAUGCUGGUUGCAGACGCGCUAUGUUGAUUUUCUCAUGGUGCGGCUCAUAUUUAUAAACUCUGCUCAGAGUAAUGGCAGGAGUAUGCAGAUAUUGAGGAAUGUUUUAUAAUCUCAUUUGCUAGAACUACUUGCUCAAAUUACUUCUCUAUGCUCAAACUCAUCGAUCGGUCCUGGCAAAAUCUCUGUGUAAAACAUUGUUCUAUCUCAUAUUUCUUUAACACAGAAACCUGGACCUUUUAAACCAAACCUCAGGACUGAACAAUUUCCAAUGUUGAUAAAUCAUAGAAACAUUUUCCUACACGCUACCUAGAACUUUGGUUUAUUACCAUUGUUAAAAAAUACUGAAAAUUUAUUUGACACAACUGUUCCUUACAUUAGUCUGAGAAGUGUACUUCAUCAUAUAAUUCUGUUUUAAACCAACCAAGAUGCCAAAUACCAUUUUGAGAUUUUUAAAAAUCAUCUACUUAGUAUUUAAAAAACUGUAAAAUACUCUGCUACAUUUUUAGAUGUGUCAGAAUUCACUCUACACACAUCCUUGUUGGCAUUACCAGGUAUAUAAUAGGGUAUUGUUUUUUUUUCUGCAAAGUUAUAUUCCGCUUGAGAGGAUUUAGCCUGGCAGAAGCCACAUGAGCUGAAUGUAUCAUAGCUGAUCAAGGGACUGUUUUAAUGACUUUUAUGUUUCUAGUUUUAUAUAUGUCAAAUUUUUAUUAGCCAGAAUUGAUUAUUGUUUUAGGUAAAUAAGAAUAAAAACUUGUUUGAAACUUCAUGAUGCAAGAAAUAUUGAGAUAACAUCAUUGCAUCAUCAUGACUAAAACAAGUAGUCCCAACACUGCUUAUUUUCCAAUCCAAUGGGAGUUGAAUAAAGGGUUUUGUACUAAUAUUCUGUAUUUCAGACAGAAAAUUGGUAGGUAUAUAAUAAAGUGGUGUACAUUUAGGUACAAGUAUUUAUUGUGCCCUGAAAUGAUAGUUUAUUACUAAUUUAUCACCACCUUUGACUGAAAAAUUAAAGCAUUUGUAUUUUCUAUACAGUAUCUUGUUUAUUGAUAAAGUAUUAUGUGCCAUAAUUAUUUCUAUUUUACAAUAUUAUAAUCUCUUUUUUGGCAUACAUUAAAAACCAUGACAUAAUUCUCAUAUAUUAUUGUAUGUCUUAUUUUUGGUAAUUAUUUAGAGAGAGCAGAUGAACAAAAGAUUUGUUUUAUUUCUUUAAGUUUAAUUCUUACAUAGUCAUGUAUGGAUAAUGCAUGUUUAUGAUCUGCAGAAUCUAGAGGGACUGGUUGGUACCUAGCAUGAUAGAGCAAGGGCACCAUCAUAUUGUAAUGGAUUCCUGUGUUUUAAUUAUGCAUUACAGGGCCAUAAUACAUAGGUUUAUGUUUUGUGUUAAUAACAGACAAUCUCCUUAACACACCCUUACUCUUAGACUGUAAAAACUUCUUGAAAAUGACAAAAACAGUAGUUUUUAAUGCUAUGAUGUUCAUUUUUAAUCAAUCCUUGACAUACAAUAUCAAAACAAUAUGAUCCUAUUAAUCAGUGAUAAUGCAGCUAAGUUUUCAGUAAUUGCACAUUGUACAAUUGCUUGUAGAGUUGUUCUAAUAAUAUAAUUGUUAAAGAAUAUCAAAGAUAUUGUAUGUAUAAAUUUCCUUAGUAUGUUAAAUACAUAUUUGUUUGUAAAACAUUUACUCUAUUUUAUUUUUUUUUUUUUGUUAGAGAAAUCACAUUGACUUUGUGCAAUUCUGUAUGUAUCAUAUUUGUUGAUUAUUUAAUAUGUUAUAGUCAGAUUCAGAAUAACCUGCCAGGCAAACUCAUAUUUUUAUAGCACCGCUAUAUGUUGUUAAUUUCGAUAAUGAACUUGUCCAUCUUUCAAUUUGGACAGUACAGUUGACUGUUAAAAGAAAGACUUUUUACCAAAAAAAGAUAAUGACUGAAUGGCGAACAGUGCAGAAACUGGUCAGACUGCAUAGAUGUGCAGGCUGAUCAUGAUCUACACUGGUCGCAGAGUCAGAAAUGAUCAUCUCCAGCAUGACAACGGUUAAGAGUGUUCAAAAAUACAUGUAAACAUUGUAUAAAUAGAUACACUGUGUCUGUUCCAAGAUGGUUAAAUAGUGUCCAAAAAAUGCAUGCUGUCUCUUUUUAUGUGAACCACUGGCCAGUACAACAACUAUUACAUUUGGACUGCAGUAGCAAUGCACCCAUUUCCAGUUUUCUCAGACAUCUCUCAUUUUAAUUUAUUUGCACACAUCUGUUGCCUGACAGGUAAUUUUGAAUCCAAAAUAUAAAACAUUGUUUUUAUUAUUGUUACAAAUAUUUUGUGUUUUAUGUAAUUUUACUUGUACAUUUUAUAAUUUUAAAGUGGCUUUCUUUUUUUAAUUUUACAUAAUGUUUACUUAAGAUAGUGUAUGGUUAAAACUAUAACCACAGAUAAGCUUUAAAUGGGCAUGUAUUACAAUUUUCAUUUUUUUUUGUAAAUGCAUUUAUUUUAUUUUUUUCAUUUAUUAGUAAUUGUAAAUAAAAAGUAAAACCCAAGCAGUUCAUGACAUUAAGCCAGUAUUCAUUGAAGAAAACAUUCUUGUAAUCUGUUAAAAAUACAGGAGGUCUCUAUCACAAAAAAAUUGAAGUCGUUUAGAAAAAAAUAGGUGUACAUACACAUAAAAUACCAAGUUAAGUAGAACAGUUACAGAUUUUCAUUUUUCAGUAUUUCAUCUAUAGAUGUUGCUUCAUUAUUUUGUACAUUCUAAUUUUUUAUGGCAGCUAAUGUAUUGUAUUCUCAUAACCAUAAUAUCGUGCCAUCAACAUCAACUAAAACAAAGCAAGUGCUAUUGUAACAUUUUUUCCUUAAAAAGGAAAUGACCUUCAUCAAGAUAUUUUACUGUAGUUUUUUGCACCAAAACAUUAACCAUAUAAUUUUCAUAUUUUUAAAAAACAUAGGGCAGUUAUGAUAUAAAUGACAACUACCAUUGUAAGUUUUUCAUAAUGUUCACAAUUUGCUCACGGAUUCCAUUUUACAUAUAGAUCCUCUAAUAAUGAAAAACAUUAUCUUCUCCAUACAUUUUUUUAAUCCACAGAUGAAGAAAAUCUUAGUGGCAGCUUGUAGAGUGUACAUGGACUUCAUUGCAUUUAUUUUUAUGCCUCCCCAUUGGGGGCUGGAUUGGGGGGGAGCAGAAUAUAGCAGUUGCAGCAUCCGUCUGUCCGUCAGUUUGUUCAUCAUGAGUUUGUAUCUGGUCUGUAGUUUUGUCAUUCAUGGAUGGAUUUCAUAAAGACUUUGCUCAAAUGAUCUGUAUGGUAUGGUCAGGUGUCGUGUUGAAGAACGGUUGCCAUAACUCUACCCAUCUUACUUUUUGAAUCGCCUCCAUUUAUAGAAUGUGCAUCCCAAUCUUGUCUGAUCUGUAACUUUGUUGUUAAUGGAUGGAUUUCGAAAAAACUUUGCACCAAGUUUUUGCAUGAUUUGAUGAUGUGUUAUUUGCAAGAAUCUUUAGGGGUACUUUUGAUAUUUUAAUAGUGGGUACACUUUGACCUAACUAGGUGGGCACAUUUUGGUAUUUUUGAGUAUAUUUUGACAUUACCAUAUGGGUACAUUUUGACCAUAAUACCUCCAGAUUUCCUAUCUGAUCUAUAACUUUGUCAAAAGAACAAGGCACCAAUGAUCAGCAUUACAUGAUGAUGUGUCAUUUGCAAGAACCAUAAUUCUACCUUUCUUCCUUUUUGAGUUAUCUCUCUUUAUUGAGUGCUCUUGUCCAGGGCAUAAUUCUAAAACUUCUGUAUGGAAUGUAGGCAAAUAAUACAAUAACACACAAUAAUUGAGGAAAUUUAGAGGCAGUUUCACUGUACACACACCUUAAUCUACCCUUCUUACUUUUUCAUUUAUCUGCCUUGAUUGAAUGUGGCUCGGUCUUUAACUUUGUCCUUUAUGGAUGGAUUUGACCAAACAUUAACCCAGAUAUUACAUAUCAGCGACCACUUCCAUUCAAAUGAAGCAGUAGUGGGUGUUUGGGUUCAUUCACUUUUUCAAAAGUAGUCUGUCUCUUGUUGCAUUUUCAAAGAAAAUAGGGCAAACUAUAAGAUUUACAUGACCAUAUCACAAUACUAGUAUUCGAAUAGGGUAUUUUUCAUUAUAAAAUGAAAUUCAUAUCACAAUUUACAUAUUUUCUUUGUUACUAAAUACAUCUUGAGCAUACAAUGGAAAUUAUUCUUACUUCCUAUGUUGGUCCGUGUUAUUAGUAUUACUGAAAAUAGGGCAGUAUGGGAGUAAAUAAAAGCAGUGCCUUGUUGGUUGGAAGACUUGGUAAUCAGGGCCCUGUUUCCAUAGCUACUGAUGACAAUGUUUGACCUUAUGUAAAAAGGGUUAAACAAUAAUCAUUCUACAAAACAAAAUACCACCGGCUCAAGCAUUCAUAGCACAAGCACCCAUUUUCAUUAUAUUUCUUUGUUUUGAUAGCUCAAAACAUCGGAUGACUCAAACAUUUUGCUCAACACCUUGCAGCUUCGAACAAUCUGUGUUUUACUGUAUCUUAGUUCAGAUCAGCUUCAUUUUGUUCAUUUACAUUUUUUUGUUGUGCAAAAAUUUGAAAGUUCUAUCAAAAGAUACACAUUUUGAAAUAUCAUAAUUAGUCAGCUAGUGGAAAUCUUUUUUGAAGACAAAAUAUGCUAGUGGAAAUCUUUUUUGAAGACAAAAUAUAAAGAUACACAAUUAUUGGUAAAUUCCCCUAUACUUUCUGUACUGAGGUCAUUCUUUAUUUUUAUAAUUCUGUUAUUUGUUUAUUAUAAAGCUUAUGCAUAUUUUUGUUUUGAAUAAAAGUGUUGUCAGUGACAUUGUAAACUUGUUUGUACAUUUGCAAAUUAUUUAUAUUUUUUCUUGCUAUACAGGAAGUAAAAUUAGUCAGCUUGAAAUGUAUUAAUGUAUACAACUUUAUGUUCUGAAUGUUAUUGACUAAUGAUUUCUGCAUUUUUGGUUUGUACAUUUGCAAAUUAUUUUAAUUUUCUUGCUAUACAGGAAGUAAAAUUAGUCAGUUUGAAAUGUAUUUGUAUACAAAUUUAUGUUCUGAAUGUUAUUGACUAAUGAGCUCUGCAUUUGUAAUCUGUUUAGUAAGAUUAUACUGUGAAACAAAUCAUUUAAUCUUUAGCCUGCUGGUGGCAAGUGAUUCUGCUUUUGCAUCAUUGCAGACCAAGUUCUGCCCACACAUCAAUGCAGGUUGUUCAUGGUCUGCAUUGUUUGCUAUUCAGUCAGUAAAUUUUCAGAGACCACUCCUUUGAAUAAUAAAUGGUACUGUCUAAAUAUAUUGAUGGACCAGUCCAUUUCAGAAAUUUAGGCAGGUUAAAGGUAAACUUUGUCAGUUUGUGGGUAUGAAAUUUCGUAGUUUUGGCCAAAACAGCUUUAUGAAUUUCUACUUUUGAAAAUAAAAUGAAUGGGAAAUGUUACAGGUUCAUUGGGAUUUAAUUGCUUGGAUUAACCUAAACACAAAAUCCACGAAAAUUUAGUCAUCCACAAAUAUUAAUGAUUUUACAGUAUUAUAAGAUAUUGUUUUGAACUUGUAUUUGUUGAUAUGUUUUAUUUAUGAAUUUUAUUUAUGAAUUUUUAUAUGUUUGCUUCAUUCAGAGUUUUUUGCAAGAAAAUAAAGUGUUCUUAAAUCAAACUUUUUCUUAAAAAUAAGGCAAAUCAUUUAUUUUAACAAACAUUUUUUAAUCUUCUUUAUCAAAACAGGCAGAUGUUUUGGGUUACAAUAUUAGUAUAUUAAAUGUAAGCUGAGAAUACAGGGAAGUACUUCAUAAAAAACGACAGUAGGUAGAUAUUAUUUUAUUCAAUGACACUAUUUCUUUUCAAAAGUCAAGAUUAACCUUCAAUUCAGAUUCAUUAUACAAUGUCUACAGCUACAAGCCUAGCUCUAAAUUUCAAGCAGUAUCGGCUAGUAAAUUUAGGUAGUAACAUUUCCGGCUUUUUUACCUUAAAACAGUAUAAAAAUUGAUUACCUAUAUGUUUCAUUAUUCUUUGGUCUUUUGUUUUAACAGUUACUGGGUUUAAAGUGGCGGCACAAAGUGUAUUUUAAGAAUGAAAAACCAUAACAAAAGAUUAGGUUACUAGAUGUGUGACAAAAUAUCUGUCCACCACCAAUAUCAAUGAUUUUACAGCAAGAGUUAUUAUUUAGUUCAAGAUUUGCUUAAAAACCAAGCUUUCCAAUAAAUAGUCUUCCAUUUUGUAUAUUUAAUAAUCAGAUAAAUACAGCAGUCACUGAGGGUAUAUAAAUAUUCAGGAAAAAAUUGAAAAUACUAGUACUGGUAUAGUAUAAUACCUCACGAUUUUUUGUUGUUGUUGUUUUCAUUUCUUCUGUACAUAAUAAAUUAUUAAAUAUA